This is a messenger RNA of Corticium candelabrum, 1304 nucleotides long. Its product is annotated as tRNA-splicing endonuclease subunit Sen34-like. The transcript is spliced from 8 exons. Gene Ontology annotation, cellular component: tRNA-intron endonuclease complex. NCBI's taxonomy places the organism in Eukaryota, Metazoa, Porifera, Homoscleromorpha, Homosclerophorida, Plakinidae. Gene Ontology annotation, biological process: tRNA splicing, via endonucleolytic cleavage and ligation; tRNA-type intron splice site recognition and cleavage. The coding region runs from base 9 to 1172 and encodes 387 amino acids. The record is from RefSeq and is a predicted model, not a curated record. Gene Ontology annotation, molecular function: nucleic acid binding; tRNA-intron lyase activity.
AUUUUGCUAUGUCGAUAGUAGACGUUUUCGUGAGCAAUGGACAGGCGAUGAUAUGGAAUCCAAAUGAUGCUGUCAAAUUGAGAAAAGAUCACAGAAUUAUUGCCACUCCAGUUGGCUCGUUGCCAAGAAAUUCCAAGCAGAAUGUUUGCCUGGGGCUACCACUUUUACUGAUGCCGGAGCAGGCGACUCUGCUCGCAGAGAAAAAUUUGGUGAGAUUGAGGAGUUAUAGAAUGCCUCCAAAAGCAAGUCAAGAGCAAGUAGAUUUUUUUGAAAAGGAAAGAGAAGAAAGUGUGAAACAGCAGGCUCAAUUAUGGCUUGCUGAUCAAGACAUAAGAAGGCAACAAUACAUCUCUUCUAUUGCUAGUGCUUCACCUCAAUCAAAGUUAUCAAAAUCUGAGAAGAAAAAAAUUAAGUUAGCAAAGAAAAAACAGGAAAAGAAACAACUAAUGGAUAUCAAGCCUCAAAACGAAGCUGCAACGACUACCACGAAAUGUGAUAAUACUUCAGUUGUCAAUGUGCCUGCAGAUGUGGUUAUGAAGCAGGAGACGAUUAGAGCAAGUGAUGAGUCAGUGAAACAACACGAUGUGAUAUCUCUUGAUGAAGAGGAGACUUCAGAUGGUGAUUAUGACACAUUAGAGCCUUGUGCUAAACGGCCACGUCUGGAUGAUGACAACAACAUUGAAGAUGAAAUACAAGCAAGUGACUUGGUUGUCAGUGACAGAGUAGAGGCGUCCAGAGAUUUAGUAUGUGAUCAGUCUGAGAGGAAAGAUGGAAGUCUGGAUGUACAAAUCAGCAGUCCUACUAUUCAAAUCACUAGAGCUGAUCCCAGGGCUCAUACGUACAGCUUAGACUCGUGUCCCGAAUGGGAGUUUCCCAAAACCAAACGAGAAAAAAUAAAAUACAUUAUAUACAAGGAUUUGUGGGAGAAAGGCUAUUAUGUUGCAAACGGUGCAAAGUUUGGUGGUGAUUAUCUCGUCUAUCCUGGCGAUUUGGCUCUCGUUCACUCACAUUACGUGGCGAUCAUCAAAGAAUGGGACGAACGUAUGUCAGCGUUUGAGAUUAUCUCGUCUGGACGAUUAGGAACGAAAGUCAAAAAGAACGCACUGUUUUGCUCAGUAGAUAAUGACGGGAUGCCGGUUUACUACUCGGCUCAGUGGACAGGCAUCGUGUAGACACAAGACAUGACAUACGUUUGACAUACGUUUGUAUACAUUGUCUUUAUAUAUUUCUACUGACAAGACUUACUUGCCAUGUCAUUUUUGUUUUAUCACCAACCCCAAAAUGCUAAGAAUGUAUUGAGAUGA